GCCCAAACAUCAGUAAAUUUGGGAAGGGGACACGCUUUUAGGGAAUAUGCUUCUUCUUUACCCAUGAAGAAUCUCUUGAGGGGAUUUCCGAUUCCACCAUUGAUGCUUCAUUUUUCGCAAUGAGUUUUGGAGCUCACGUUCACUGUAGAACCUCAAAACCCUAAAGCCUUAGUGAAGUGCCGAAACUACUUCUGCUGGAGCAUAUAAUCCUUUGUUUGCCUUGGUGAAGUGCCGAAACUAGUUUCUGCUGGAGUAUAUAAUCCUUUGUUUAUCACGCAUUGAUGCCUACCCGUGGUGUUCUCUCUGCUCUUCGCUGCUAUCGUCAUCGUUAUCAAGGAUCUUAUUCCCUCUCUGCAGCUCUCGAUAAAUUUGACUUUGGCGCUUUUCACACUUGCUCAUCCGAAAUCAAAGAAGAAACUAAACCUCAUUUCGAUGCUUAUAAUAGAUUUCAAUGCCAUCCGUAUUCAAAUUUCAGUGGAGGUCAGGGGCCUUCAUUCGCGUUGCGCAGUAUAUUCUCGGUUAAUUCUUCGCUAAAUGUGGUAUCGUCUUCAAUUUCCAGAAAUAGUAGUCACCUGUUCCUCAGCCGCGGGUUGAUUACCAGACCAAAGAAGUUAAAGACAAUAGAAGUGGUGGAUGAUCCUGGCCAGCGAGCAGUCACAACAGCUUUAUGGUGCAAUUUUCUUGUUUUUUCCCUGAAGUUUGGGGUCUGGUUUGUCAGUUCCAGCCAUGUCAUGCUGGCUGAAGUUGUGCAUUCAGUUGCGGAUUUCGCAAAUCAGGCGCUUCUUGCUUAUGGUUUAAGUAGCUCCAGACGUGCACCAGAUGCUAUCCACCCAUACGGCUACUCUAAGGAAAGAUUUGUCUGGUCUUUGAUAUCUGCUGUUGGUAUCUUUUGUCUUGGCUGUGGUGCUACUAUAGUUCAUGGAGUACAAAACUUGUGGACUACUGAGCAACCUACAAAUAUUGGAUAUGCAGCACUGGUGAUUGGUGGCUCAUUCAUUAUAGAGGGUAUUUCUCUCGUUGUGGCUAUUCAAUCUGUCAGAAAAGGAGCUGCUGCUGAAGGAAUGACAGUGAGAGAUUACAUUUGGCGUGGUCAUGAUCCUACAGCUGUAGCUGUCAUGACAGAGGAUGGUGCUGCUGUUACAGGUCUAGCCAUUGCUGCCGCAUCACUGGUUGCUGUAAAUGCCACUGGAAAUCCAAUUUAUGAUCCCAUUGGUUCCAUUAUAGUGGGCAAUCUUCUAGGAAUGGUUGCUAUAUUUCUGAUUCAGAGAAAUCGACAUGCUUUAAUCGGUAGAGCAAUUGAUGACAAUGACAUGGACAGGGUUCUUCAGUUCCUGAAAAAUGAUCCAGUUGUUGAUUCCAUUUAUGAUUGCAAAAGUGAGGUGAUUGGGCCUGGGUUCUUUAGGUUUAAGGCUGAGAUAGACUUCAAUGGCGUAGUGCUGGUUCAAAAUUAUCUAGAGAGAGCUGGACGUGAAGAGUGGGCUAGACAGUUGAUCAUCAUCUGCAAGGUUCUUUAAAGCCUAUUCUCCUAGAGAGCAAGUUGUAUCCUUUUGUGUAGUCAUGUCAUUACCAGAUAAAAGAGCUCAUUUUUUCUUAACUACAUGAUUUUGGCUCAACUAGCUACUUCAUUCUGGAUUUGUGGUAUCUGCUGCAACUCUGCUAACCUCUGACCCAGCAUGGCACUGAUAUUACAGAAGAAUUUUAUUCCACCCACAACAAACUUUUUGGUUUAAAUUGUUUGCUAUCCAAGAAAAUCUGAACUAUUUGAUUAUAUCGUGGAGCAUAGAGUUCCACCAAGAUAUUUAACACACACAUGUUUGACAAAUAGAGUUCCAAACAUAUGCUAACAACUAGAGGUUUAGCAAUUAACCUUGCCAGGGAUUUUACUUUAAGAUAGUAUCUGUCCUUGACGUGGAAACCUGGAUAGAACAAAGAUAUUAUGCUCCAUUGAUGUUGGACUUUCUGCAAGUUUCUUGACCCUACUUUUUUGCUUUUUUGUUGUUUUGAUGUAAUAUCUGCUUGGCACAUUGUUCAUUUCUUGCUUAUACAUUCUUUAAGUUCAGUUACUUCAUCUCUAUUUGAUUUUGCAUAACAUUGAUGACAUAUUUCUUGAAUUAUCAUAUCUUCACUCUUCAGCUUGAUAUAUGAAGACCAUAAAUAUUAUUUCACUUUCUUCUUCACCCUUGGCGAU
This is a messenger RNA of Solanum pennellii, 2188 nucleotides long. Its product is annotated as metal tolerance protein C4. Gene Ontology annotation, biological process: transmembrane transport; zinc ion transport. Bases 282 to 1514 code for a protein of 410 amino acids. Gene Ontology annotation, molecular function: monoatomic cation transmembrane transporter activity. NCBI's taxonomy places the organism in Eukaryota, Viridiplantae, Streptophyta, Magnoliopsida, Solanales, Solanaceae. The transcript has 12 exons. Gene Ontology annotation, cellular component: membrane. The record is from RefSeq and is a predicted model, not a curated record.